Molecule: messenger RNA, 2096 nt
Organism: Homarus americanus (American lobster)
Lineage: Eukaryota; Metazoa; Arthropoda; Malacostraca; Decapoda; Nephropidae
Product: transcription elongation factor A N-terminal and central domain-containing protein 2-like
Exons: 4
Coding region: 99-839 (246 amino acids)
Biological process (GO): DNA-templated transcription
Source: RefSeq, a predicted model, not a curated record
UGUUAAUGAAGAACAGUGUUGUUGUUCCCUUGGUGUAGAGGAACAAGGCAGGUGACGUACAGAAAAAGCAUAGCCUCUAUUGGAAAGUAUUGUGAAGUAUGGAUAAGUUUGUCAUUCGUAAACCUAGAAGCUCACCAUCAAGUCCAAGUAAAAGAGGAAACUGUUUAAAGCAAGCAACUCUUGAGUCAUUAAAGGGUGUUGUGAUAAUAGAAGAACUAGAGAGAGCCAAGGUUGUUCUAGAGCGAAGUGAUACUUCUAUUGAGCUGAAGGUGGACACACUACAGCACUUGAAGCGCAAGACACCAGCCAAGGAGAUCCUCAUCAAAACUCAUAUAGGUAAAACAGUGCACAAGUUGUGUAAGGCGAAGGAUGCAGACGUGGCAGCAGCAGCCAAGGAGGUGUACGGGUUGUGGAAGGAUCACGUGCUCAGCAAAGUCAACAGACCACUGCUGGAGGUGAAGUGUGAUCCUAAGACUCAGGGUUUUCGUGACACAGCCAGACGAAUGAUAUUUGAUGCCCUGAUGAAGACUGAAAGUGGGGACAGUUCAAGUGAGGAUCAGGUAACUAACAAAGAAGAAAUACAAAGAGAUGAAGAAAAAAGUAAAACAAAAAAGAAACAGAAGGAUGUAAAGGACAGCAGCAAAGUUAAGGUUGAAGCACUUGCAGAGUACAUAGAGCGGGAUGUGUACCAGGCAACUCGAAGGCUGGUUAAUAAAGCAUACCGCCGUACCAUCAGAACACUUGUCUUUACUUUUAAACACCAGAGUGAUGUAAGAGUAGCAGUAAAAUCAUCAACAUUGUCAGUAGAAGAACUUGUGAAACAACACUUAAAGCGCUGAGUAUUUUGUCGUGUGAUGCUUGACCAGGGGUCACCAACCCUUUCUUAAAUAAGAGUUACUUUUGACUAAUGAAAAGUUUCAAGAGCUACUAAAAUAUAAGUUGGAAAUACAGUACAUACUGUAUAUGAAUUGAUGAGAGUACAAAAUUAUUCACUACAGUUCAGUUACAAAAAUAUACAUUUAAAGUGAAGGAAAUUUGAUUUUUAUCUUUACUAAAGUGAAAAGCUUGCCACUGCAUGCUGUACCACCUGUGUUGUGUACUGUACUUUAGUGUGUAUCCUGAGAGGAGACAUUCAGAUACAGUUCAUGUUGGAAGAGGUAGAGCCAAACAGGGAAGCCACUGUCAUUCCUACCUCCCGGAUGUUGCUGUGUCUUUCAGUAUCACGAGGCUCCAGAACCUUGUGGCAGAUUGCCUUGAUUUCAACUGAAUGUUAUUUUGAAGGUUGAUAGUCACCAUUUCCAAAGGCCAAACAUCACACUAAUUUGUUCAAAAAUUUUACUAACGUCCACUACCAUGAAGGGCUUUGUAAUAAACAUGACACAGGGCUCCAUCACUAGAUCUGUCAUGGAACUCCUGUCCAAAACUGGUCAGGAAAUCAUUGUACUUAUUAGUGUCCAUGAUCCUGACAUCAGUCUCAUUUGCUGCUAGUAUUUGGAGCAGAGGGAAAAUAUAUAUAUUUUUUUCUGGACUUGGUAUACCAGAAGGUUAAGUUUCCACUUGCAACCUUUCACUGCACUAAUCAUUGUCUUCUGCUUCUCUUCCACUCUACAGUUGAGGUCAUUCAAUUUGUGUGAUAAUUGGGAAGUACAGUAUCUUUAUUUCUUGACUCCAUGAAAGCUUUAAUUUCUAGUAAGAGUCAAACAAAUUGACACAGUAUUUUUACUUUGCUAAGCCAUCCGAUUUAGUGCAGCAAUAAAUCACUAUACUCGGCUAACAGUUCAUCCAGAAAGGACUUGAAACUUGAAUCCUCUUUGGCCCUUGUAUGAAUCAAAUUAACAAGUCUAAUAACAGGAGAGAUAGGUGAUCAAACCCCACAAAGUGCCUGUUGAUAAUGAUACAGUGGUAGUUCAAGAAAUGAGUGUCUGCUUUACACAUCACAAUGAAACUGGCAUGCCACCUGAUCAUUGCUUGCACACCAUCGUUUGUCAUUACGACUAUUUUUUUAUUUUAUUUAUUUAUUACUUUUACGGGGAUUAGCCCACCCAUACACAGGUCACCGACCCACAUCAGGGCCUGAGGGGUGGAAAAAAAAUCAC